AUGUCUUGUUAUCAAUCUAUUCUUUUCACUGUAUUGAUUUUACUUCUUUCAUGUGGAUAUGUAAUGAAUCUUAUAUGUUACUCAUGUAACGGUUGUAAUGAUCCAUUCAAGUCAACAGGUAUUGCACAAAUAAAUUCAACAAUGAAUGGAUCGCAAUUCUAUUGCAUGAAAACCAAAGGAGCAGGUAUUGUUGAUCGAAAUAUAACAGAUAAUUGUCAACCAUUUACUGCAGUUGGUAAUGGUGUACAUUGCUGUCAAACUGAUCUAUGCAAUGGUAGUAAUCAAAUUCUAUCCAUAAAUUCUUUAUCUAUAGUUUUAAUCAUUGGCAUAAUCGGCAAACUUAUUUAA
Molecule: messenger RNA, 348 nt
Organism: Adineta steineri
Lineage: Eukaryota; Metazoa; Rotifera; Eurotatoria; Adinetida; Adinetidae
Source: the annotation of a GenBank genome assembly